Molecule: messenger RNA, 850 nt
Organism: Anastrepha obliqua
Lineage: Eukaryota; Metazoa; Arthropoda; Insecta; Diptera; Tephritidae
Product: transmembrane protease serine 3-like
Exons: 3
Coding region: 9-806 (265 amino acids)
Biological process (GO): proteolysis
Molecular function (GO): serine-type endopeptidase activity
Source: RefSeq, a predicted model, not a curated record
CAAAAGAGAUGCAUCCGUUGCUAGUAUUUGUAAUCGCAGCACUUCCAGCGCAUCUAGUGGCUCUGAUCAGUCAAAAUAAAAAAUUUAUUGAAGCCGUCAGUAAACUACGGGAGUCGAACGAAACUAUGAAUGGGGACUUGCCGUUCGCGAUUCCUUUCCACGUUUCGAUACAAGUCCAUUUAGGAGAGGAAUAUUAUCAUUUGUGCGGUGGCAGCAUCAUUCACAGCCAAAUCAUCAUGACGGCAGCGCACUGUUUCCACGAGAGUCAUCCGAUGGCAAUGUUGAGCGUGGUAGCUGGAGUAGAAAAGUUCUCGGUGGCUCCAAAGCCACGCUACGCCAUUUCGCUUGUCGUGCGGCACAGAUACUACUGGUCACUGCGCAGGUUCGACAUUGCGCUGGUGAAACUUAAAGAGCCACUGCCUAUUGAUGGCACACAUAUUGACACUGUCGACUACCGGCUCACGGAGAAUAUGGAAGACAACAAGCAAGCAUAUCUAAUAGUUUGGGAUCGCAACAGCACUAAUUUAGGAAUUGUUGAUUUUACUACUAUCAAUACCAAUGAUUGCAGAAAGAUGGGUUUCGUAUAUGUUACCAAGUUGGUUUUGUGUGCUUACAGUACAAUGGGGCGUGGUGCUUGUGAAGGUGACUCUGGCGGUGCGUUACUCAGCCCAGAUUUAACCAAACAGUUGGGCAUACUCUCCUAUGGCAGAAUGCCUUGUCAGAGCAAUCGCAUCUAUGUCUAUACGAGCAUGGUUCCAGUGGUGGGUUGGAUUGACGAACAAAUAAAAAGGCUAGUGGGCAAAUGAACACUGGGCACCGGCCGCAGCGAUAUCAUGCAACUUAUGUUAUG